GUUCAAGAAUCCUUUCCCUGUUGGUGGAAAAGGGGUGUCUGUGGUGAUUGCUCUGUGUUCUUUGAGUGCUCUUCUUUAUACCAUGUGUCGACUUACAUUUUCAUCUGUCUGAUAUACCUGCUGCUCUCCUGUAGUGAUCUGCUCUCCUCUCUGUUUUGCUCUCUCUUCCUUCCCUCUUUUACUGUUCUGUCUCUGCUCGCAGCGGGGCGGUUAUUGUACAGCUCUGUUAUCAGUCUUGACGCCCAGCACUACUGCACACCUUCCAGACUCUUGGACCACGUGACUGUGUUAAUAGGAAUCGCUCACGGAGGCAAGGCUAUUGCUGGAGUGAUCAACCAGCCCUUCUUCAAUUACCAGAUGGGAGCUGGUGCCACCAUGGGAAGAACGCUUUGGGGGAUACUGGGAUUGGGAGCCUUUGGUUUCCAGCUUCAGGAGGUUCCGGACGGGAAGAGGAUCGUCACCACCACCCGUUCCCAUAGCAACAAACUGGUCACAGAUUGCGUGCAGGCCAUGGAGCCUCACGAUGUCAUCCGAGUGGGUGGAGCUGGGAAUAAGAUUAUCCAGCUGGUGGAGGGAAAGGCAUCAGCUUAUGUGUUUGCUAGUCCAGGCUGUAAGAAAUGGGACACGUGUGCCCCAGAGGCAAUCCUGCAUGCAGUAGGAGGAAAGCUGACAGAUAUACACGGUAAUGCAUAUCGGUACGAAGCUAAUGUGAAACACAUGAAUUCUGCAGGAGUGCUGGCAACACUGAGAGACCAUCAGUACUAUGUCAGCAGGGUACCGCAGUCAGUGAGACAGGCUUUAACCUCUGACUGACACACACACACACACACACACACAGUAAGCCACAAGCCCUUAUGCAGUGGCUUACACUCACAGUCUGUGCCUUCAACCCUUAUCCAAUAUAGUGUAUAUUACAAUCAGUCUGUAUGUACUGACAUAUUUUUUCUACAUGGGUAUGAUACACUGAUCAUUCUGAAGAUUUUAGCUGUCAGCUAACAAUUUACUUUAUACUGGGUUUAGUCAUAGUUUCAGUUACUUAAAUCAGUGUUUUAUGCAGUAAUGAAAAGGGACCAAAUUUAUAUAUACACUGAGUUUUAUAAUUAUUGUGAAGAAAUGUUUCAUAGUGGGGUGGGUUACCUGUCUUCAGUCGUAAUGAUAAAUGCUUCAGGAGGUGUUGUCAGCAUUACUGUUCUGUUUAUUCCACUCAAUGUGUCUGAACAAACUGAUUUUCUUCUUAAGACAUAAAUGUUUUGUUAUGCAAACUAACAUGUGAAAAGAUACAAGCCAACCUACAAAGACUUUCUGUGUUUUGCAAUGCCUGAUCAAUGAUAAAAUCUGGACGAUAAGCUCUGAACUUUCCCCUUUUCUCACAAAUUCAUUGUAUUCACAUCUGCAUGGUCUCUCAUGCAAAAGUUUUUUGUUUGUUCGUUUGUU
Molecule: messenger RNA, 1434 nt
Organism: Chanos chanos (milkfish)
Lineage: Eukaryota; Metazoa; Chordata; Actinopteri; Gonorynchiformes; Chanidae
Gene: bpnt1
Product: bisphosphate nucleotidase 1
Exons: 5
Biological process (GO): phosphatidylinositol phosphate biosynthetic process
Molecular function (GO): 3'(2'),5'-bisphosphate nucleotidase activity
Source: RefSeq, a predicted model, not a curated record